Messenger RNA from Manduca sexta (tobacco hornworm), 3224 nucleotides. It is a transcript of the gene fz2, whose product is annotated as frizzled-2-like. Gene Ontology annotation, cellular component: plasma membrane. Lineage: Eukaryota; Metazoa; Arthropoda; Insecta; Lepidoptera; Sphingidae. Gene Ontology annotation, molecular function: Wnt receptor activity; Wnt-protein binding. Gene Ontology annotation, biological process: canonical Wnt signaling pathway; non-canonical Wnt signaling pathway. The record is from RefSeq and is a predicted model, not a curated record.
UUAUCUGCGUAAUCAUUCCUGGCACGAUGCGGCUCGUGCGGCAGGUGUUGGCGCUGGGCGUGCUGGCGUGUGCGGCGGCGCUGCAGCCGCGCUGCCAGGAGAUCAGCAUCCCCAUGUGCCGCGGCAUCGGCUACAACCUCACAUCCUUCCCCAACGCGCUCGACCAUGACACGCAGGAGGAGGCCGGCCUUGAGGUUCACCAAUAUUGGCCCCUCGUUGAAAUAAAAUGUUCAGCGGAUCUGAAGUUCUUCCUGUGCUCGGUGUACACGCCAAUCUGCAUCGAGGACUACACGAAGCCGCUGCCGGCGUGCCGCAGCGUUUGCGAGCGGGCGCGCGCCGGCUGCGCGCCGCUCAUGCAGAAGUACGGCUUCCAGUGGCCCGAGCGUAUGGCCUGCGAGAAACUCCCGCGCUCCGGAGACCCCGAGAACCUCUGCAUGGAGGAGAACGACAGAGCUCAAGAGCCCGAACCACCCAAACCGCCACCAAGGAAACCUCACAAAAACAACUGUAAGGAUCCAAAAAACUGCGAAGGCGGCCCGGCUGCAAGCCCGGGCGAAAGCGAAUGCGCAUGCGCGUGUCGACCCCCCCUGGUCAGCGUGCGAACGCUACACAACGCGAGCGCCACCAGCGGCGGCGUGGCCGGUUGCGCUCCGCCGUGCCGCGGCGCGUUCUUCACGCGAGAGGAGAAGGACUUCGCCGCCGUGUGGGUCGCGCUCUGGAGCGGCCUCUGCGCCGCCUCCACGCUCAUGACGCUCACCACCUUCCUCAUAGACUCGCAGCGGUUUAAAUAUCCUGAGCGGCCUAUCGUGUAUCUCUCCGCUUGUUACUUUAUGGUGGCACUCGGUUAUCUGGCGCGAUUGGCACUCGGCCACGACGAAGUCGCUUGUGAUGGUGCAUUACUCAAGACUACAGCCAACGGACCCAGCGCUUGCACACUCGUCUUUAUCCUGGUCUACUUCUUUGGCAUGGCGUCAUCGAUCUGGUGGGUGGUGCUGUCGUUUGCGUGGUUCCUUGCUGCGGGACUAAAGUGGGGCAACGAGGCAAUCGCCGGACACGCGCAGUACUAUCAUCUUGCCGCCUGGCUAAUUCCCGCCGCAAAGACUGUGGCCGUGUUGCUCGCCGGUGCCGUCGACGGUGACCCGGUCGCUGGCAUCUGUUACGUCGGCAACUCGUCCCCUGAGAACCUCAAGAAAUAUGUGUUGGCGCCGCUGAUCGUGUACUUCGCCCUCGGCGCGACGUUCCUGCUCGCCGGGUUCGUGUCGCUGUUUCGCAUUCGGUCGGUAAUCAAGCGGCAGGGCGGGAUCGGCGCCGGCUCCAAGGCCGACAAGCUCGAGAAACUGAUGAUCCGCAUCGGCGUGUUCAGCGUGCUGUACGCGGUGCCGGCGGGCGUGCUGAUCGGGUGCCUCGCGUACGAGGCGGGCGGGUACGAGUCGUGGAUGCGGCGCGUGGCGUGCGGGCCGGCGUGCGGCGACCGGCCCAUGUACUCGGCGCUGAUGCUCAAGUACUUCAUGGCGCUGGCGGUGGGCAUCACGUCGGGCGUGUGGAUCUGGUCGGGCAAGACGCUGGAUUCGUGGCGGCGCGUGUGGCGCGGCGGGCGCGAGGCGCCGGCGCAGCGCGCGCUCGUGAAGGGCUGCGUGUGACGCGCGCCCGCGGCGCUGCCUGCCGCCCCUGCCGCGCCCGCCGCCCCCGCCGCGCCGCACGCGCCGCCGCCCGCGCCCACGGUGGCGUCGGCGCCGGCCGCCGUGUCCGCGCCCUGCGCCGCCUCCGCGCCCUCCGCCCGCUCCGGACAGCCGUUGUCGGACUACGGGCCGGUGUAGUCGCGUUGAACAGUGCGGCGAGUGUCCGCGAGUGUUGUGCCAUGUGAGAAGUGUCGCGCGUGAGUCGGUGUCGGACGCUGCAGUAGUGAGGGCGGCGUCGCGCGUUGUCUAGUCCUAGUUGUAACGAACGCGUGACGCGCAGAUAUACGUAAAUAGCUUGUAAGACUAAUGUAAUGGCGGCCGUGGCGUCCGAACCGCCCCGUCGAUGAAACUAUUGUUCGUAGGAUUUUAUACUGCCCGAUGACGAGCGGCUGAGACUUGGCUUUAUUCACAUUGGAUAGGCAACUAGGUCGAUAGUUACUGCGGAAACCAGAAAGUGUGACGUUACUUCUACGAUUAUAUUAUAGAAGAAGCGAUUAACAACAAGAACUAUUUGUCCGAUCAAAACAUUGAGUUAAUCAAUCUAAACAAUAUCGAUUCAAACUAACAUGGAAUUAAUCGAUAAUGCCCAUAAGUAUCGAUAUACGCACAGAUAAGUAGCAUAAAUACCGUAUGUUUCACAUUGAUGUCGAUAAAAUGUGUUAUCAUUCACACCACAAACGAUUACCUCACGACACUGCCAUUUUUUCAUUUUUAUAAAAUUUACUGAAACUACCACAAUUUAUCGACAUGCAUGAUUCUUAUUCCUGUUAACGGAAAGUAACUUAUUUCCAGACUUAUAUUUGGACUUGUUUUCUUGCCAAAAAAGUUUUUGCGUAUAUUUUUCCUAAAAUCUAUAGUUUAUCGAACUAUUGUAACUUAAUUGUAAAACUUAACAAAUGUAUACAUACUCUAAGUGAUCUCUUUGUAAAUAUUGACCCUACAAAUUGGUGAAUAUUCCCUCUGAGCGAAGUACAACGUUAUUAAACUCCGCUUUUUCGAAAUAUUGACUAAUUUACCACUUAUAGAGCAUAGAAUCUGACUAUGGAUUAUGCCAUGAAUAUUGUAAAUAGUGCCAUCUGUUGUAUUUAGUAUUUAUAUGUGAUCGCCGCUGGGUGUCUCUGUUACGGCUCUUGUAAUGUGACGUGUAACAGCGCCAUCUGUCGAGCGAGGAGAACAAGCAAUGUGUACUACGUGGUCACAGGUGGCGCUGCACGACUCUGACGCUCCACCUGCGGUCAAGUAGUCAUAUCUGUAGAUCUUAUAGCUUCUUUCACGUAAAUAAAAUUGCUUACAAGUGCUCAACUUUUGGGGGACUUUUUGAUGAAAAUAAAAAUUAGAGUUGUAUUGUGCAAUGUAACUUUGUGUAAUCUAUUUGUACUCGUGAAAUUAAAGUAUUAGAAAAGAUUGUAAUAUGUACCCGCGGACGCCGCUGCCGAGACAUGGAAAUUAUUAUGUAAUUUAUUUUAUAUCUAACUGUAGAUAACAAAUAAAGCGACUUUUUUAUGUAAACGAAUGUUUCAAUUAAAACAUGGACGUAAAACAAAA